GGCUGGCUCGCUCUUGGCGGCGUAGCACUCCUCCAAACAAGCUGCAACGCCAUGGCAACCACGCAUUUUGACCAGUUCUUGCCAGACUGGAAUCCCAUGCUCCAGGGAAUGCUGAGUAACAACUGUUCGAGCGAGCUUGCCACAUACAAGACCGGGGAACGACCACCCAACACCAAGUUCUCAGUUCUCAUCACGCCCGUAAUCGACUGCAUCCUCGAGAACCUGCCGGAGCACCGGAAGAUGGAAAUCGGCGCUAGUGCCGUGGUGCUGGGUCUCCUGCCGACUAUACUGUCCGCGCUGGGCAGCACGCCCGCCGAGACGGCCUUGGUACACCUCCGCCGGCCGUUGCUGGCAAUGCUCCUCGCGAUAGGCAGCCCAUCAGUCAUCAUCAUGAAGACGAGUGACUACAAACGCUUCACUGAUGAUCUCGUCAAGGAGUUCGCCAAGGAGUUACACCCCGAUCCGCGCGAUUCUGCAACCGCGGCCGCCGUAGCACCCCUCAUCGCGUGGAAACAUAUGGCCAGCCGUCCUCGCCGCAUCGCGUUGAGCAUAGUGCAGUACCUUGUCGUCCUCGCCGCCGUAGGGAACGUCAUGUCGCUGUGGUAUCAGCUAGGCUUCCACGCCAUCGUCUCCUGGGCACCCGAGACCAUAUUCAUGGUGCCUCUGUGGUCGUCCAUCUGCGUUGUCCUGCACUUUGGCGCGGUAUGGAUCCAGUCCUUGCGUCUUCGCAUGUGGUCGGUCGGUGAUGGCCACGAGACCUCGAAAGGCACGAGCGCUUCACAGCAGCUGCGUCGCUUUUUCGGCCGCUGCGCAGAGGAGUACACGCCAUCGGCUUUUCAAGAGCAAAGGAAGAUUCGCUGGCGCGGCGACUCGGCAUUUGUCAACUUCUUGAUCUGGCUGCUCUGCAUCGGCGCCGUGAUCAACCUCAUUUUCGGCAGCAUGAUCUUUUCUAGUCUGCUGUUCUUCAGCGUGCAGGACGUCCUGCUCAUCGCGACGAGGUACCUGGUCAGCACAAUUGUAUGUCGAGGUGUCAGCAGGAUGGAGCUGAUUGGGGCAAAGGAGUGCACGACGUUCCAUGAA
This is a messenger RNA of Microdochium trichocladiopsis, 1080 nucleotides long. RefSeq lists its product as uncharacterized. Lineage: Eukaryota; Fungi; Ascomycota; Sordariomycetes; Xylariales; Microdochiaceae. The transcript has 2 exons. The annotation marks the transcript as partial. The record is from RefSeq and is a predicted model, not a curated record.